AUGGGCGGCGACGAUCGGAAAGUGUUCACUUUGGCCGAGGUCUCUGAGCACAACACCGCCAAGGACUGCUGGCUCGUCAUCGAGGGCAAGGUAUACAAUGUGACAAAAUUUUUGGAAGACCAUCCUGGUGGUGAUGAGGUUUUGUUAUCCUCAACAGGGAAAGAUGCGACCGAAGAUUUUGAAGAUGUUGGGCACAGCACCAGCGCAAAGGCAAUGAUGGACGAGUUCUACGUUGGGGAAAUCGACUCUUCAACCAUCCCAACCAAGGUCAAUUACACGGCUCCUAAGCAACCUCACUACAACCAGGACAAGACCUCAGAGUUCCUCUUCAAGCUACUCCAGUUCUUAGUCCCCCUUCUCAUUUUGGGUGUGGCUUUUGGCAUUCGGUUCUAUGGCAAAACAGCUUCUUCUUAA
Molecule: messenger RNA, 414 nt
Organism: Linum trigynum
Lineage: Eukaryota; Viridiplantae; Streptophyta; Magnoliopsida; Malpighiales; Linaceae
Source: the annotation of a GenBank genome assembly